AUGUCCGACCCUUCGCGCGCUUCCGUACCCCCAGAAGACUGGGAUCGCUCAGAAACAGACAUGCAACGCACUAGGUCAUCCCACAUUGUUUUUCCCUCUCAUGGAUCUGAAGCCUCAAAUGGAGGUGCCUUGCAUGAAGGAGCUCGUGGUGGUGGUAAGCGGACGUUGAGCGAGCUGUUGAAGCUACACGCCGAGAAAGGGACAGACGUAAAUUUCAGCCCGGAGGAAGCAGCUAGAGUCGCCGACGUCCUCAAUCAAUGGAUCAACUCAGAGUCAUCCCCAUACGAAGGCGAUGACGAUUUUUUCGCUCACACACAAGAUGACCUAUCGAUAACGCGCCGUUCCUCUGCACUAGAUGCGUCUGGUCGCCCGCGAGGUCAGAGCGAGAGCGUGAUUGGAAAAUCAUAA
Messenger RNA from Heterobasidion irregulare TC 32-1, 408 nucleotides. RefSeq lists its product as uncharacterized. Lineage: Eukaryota; Fungi; Basidiomycota; Agaricomycetes; Russulales; Bondarzewiaceae. The coding region runs from base 1 to 408 and encodes 135 amino acids. The record is from RefSeq and is a predicted model, not a curated record. The transcript is spliced from 2 exons.